AGACGACUGGAUGGGAGAACGGCCUGGACUGCUGCUUGUGGGACGGCGUCACCUGUGACAAUGUAACGGGUAAUGUUAUCGGCCUCGAUCUUUCAUUCAGCUGUCUUCAGGGCACCCUCCGUUCUGACAGCUCACUCUUUGCGCUUCGCCAUCUUCACAGCCUCAACCUUGGUGGUAACAAUUUCCUUGCCUCACCCAUUUUGCCCGAACUAAGUGUUUUUGCUGAACUGAGGGACCUCGAUCUCACUCACUCGAAUUUUUCAGGUCUAGUUCCUACCGAAAUUUCUUACCUUUCUAAACUUGUUUUACUUGAUCUCUCUCAAAACUUUAAUGGUGCAUAUGGUCUUAGGAUCGAAAAUACGGAUUUCAAAGUGCUUGUUCAGAAUUUGACAGAGUUGAGGGUACUUAAACUUGAUCAGGUAGACAUGUCUGCUGUUUCGCCUAGUUCCUUCGUGAAUCUGUCAUCCUCCUUGACCGUCUUCAGUGCGUCUAUGUGCGAUUUACAUGGGGAACUUCCGCCCAACAUUUUCCGCUUGCCAAACCUCCUUGAUCUCGAUUUGCAAUUCAAUGAUAUCAUGGUUUCUUUUCCAAUGUCUAACUGGAGCAAGUCUGUUGAAUCCUUAACCCUCUCGUAUACAAGCAUCUCAGGCAAAAUACCUGAUUCAAUCAGUGAAUUGAAGAAUUUAAAAAUUCUGGAUCUCAGCAACUGCAAAUUGAUUGGAUCGAUUCCCUCAUCCCUUGCGAAUUUAACAGAAUUGACCAGGUUGGACCUUUCAGGCAAUGAAUUUACUGGUGUUUUAGACUUCAGAGUCUUUUCAACACUGAAAAAUCUGCAAGUCCUUAGGCUAACAGUAGAGCUAAAUCUAGAUUACAACAAUAUGAACUACAUAUUUCCAGAGCUUGAGACUUUGGCAUUGUCUUCCUGCAACUUGACCCAGUUUCCACUUUUUCUGAAAUCUUCAAGAAAGCUAGGAGAGUUGGAUCUCUCCAAAAACAAGAUCAGCGGUCGGGUACCGAGAUGGUUUUGGAAUUUGGGGAAAGACACACUAUUUUCUCUUGAUAUUUCUAGUAACCUUAUUGAGGGGGAUAUACCACAAUUUCCCUGGAAAGAGUUGGCCGUUGUCGAUCUUAGUGAUAACUUAUUCCAGGGACCGCUUCCAACUCCACCACUUCCCAUAAUCUUCUUUUCGGCCGGCCAAAACAGCUUCAGUGGAGAGAUUCCAUCUUCCUUUUGCAAAUUAAGCUCCCUUAGUUAUCUACUCUUGGCUAAUAACAAUCUCUCUGGCUCUAUUCCUCAUUGUUUGGGAAACUUAACCUUGCUCUCUGAACUAGACUUGGGUGCAAAUAAGUUUGAAGGGACAUUACUGCCUUUACGCAAUUGUGCAUCGUUGGAGCAGCUAAACGUAAGUUACAACAAAAUCAAUGAUACUUUUCCGAAGUGGUUGCUAGAAGUACCCUCAUUGUGGAGCGUCGAUCUGCAGUUCAAUGAAUUCCAUGGCCAAAUAGAUCCUCCAACUGCUCCAUUUCUUGCCUCCACCCUUGGGAGUUUUUCCAUAGCUAACAAUAAAUUUGAAGGUCCUCUUCCAAUUCCACCACCUACCACUCUAUUCUAUUCCAUUGCAAACAACAAUUUUAUUGGAGAGAUUUCCCAUUUGAUAUGCAAUGCCACUGAGCUCGUAGUCCUUGACUUGUCCAAUAAUAAUUUGAUGGGCACCUUGCCAGAGUGUUUGAUGAGCUUUAGCAAAGAUCUCUCUGUGCUCAACCUUCGAAUGAACAUGAUUCAGGGUGUGAUCCCUGGAAAAAUUGCUCGGGACAGCAAGUUAAGGACACUUGACUUCAGUUGGAAUCGAUUUGAAGGGACAUUGCCACGAUCCUUACUUCAAUGUAAAAGUUUGGAAGUUUUGGAUCUAAGCAACAAUAGAAUGGAGGAUACGUUCCCUGAUUGGCUGGAAACGCUUCCCAAGCUACAAGUCCUUGUUUUGAGGUCCAACAUGUUCCAUGGCUUUGUGGGGAGUCCUAGAGCAGCUCGCCCAUUUCCUGAAUUGCGCAUUUUCGACCUGUCCAGCAACAAUUUCAGCGGUCCGUUACCUGUUAGAUAUAUUAUGAAGCUCACUACCAUGAUGAAUCGGGAUCAAGGGCGGGGAAAGCUGCAGUACAUGGGAGGCAAUGGUUAUCAAGACUCAGUCAUGUUGACCAUGAAAGGACUGGAGAUACGUCUGGUGAAAAUUCUAACUAUAUUCACGAGUAUCGACUUAUCGAACAACCAUUUUGGUGGGGAGAUUCCCAUGGAUAUUGGAAGCCUGAAGUCACUCAAAGGGCUAAACUUUUCUCACAACAAUCUUACAGGCUAUAUCCCUCCAUCUACUGGGAACUUGACUGAUCUCGAAUGGCUAGACCUCUCUUCAAACCAGUUCAUCGGAAAGAUUCCUCGAGAACUAGCGGAUUUGACAUCUCUUGCAUUCUUGAACCUCUCGGAGAAUCGGCUCAUUGGACCUAUUCCCCUAGGACCGCAAUUCAACACAUUCAAGAGCGACUCAUUCGUUGGGAAUCCUGGAUUAUGCGGAUUUCCAUUGCCAGAGACAUGUAAGAGCGGUUCACGAGAAACUCCACCACUAAGCAUCCUGCAGGAGAAUGAUACAGAGCAUGGAGGCUGGUUUGAGUGGAGAGCCAUGUUGAUGGGUUAUGGGUGUGGAACUGUGGCUGGAAUCUCUCUAGGAUACAUUGUUCUCGAUUCCAGGAAACUCGAACGGAUUGCGGGAUUGUUCGACGGGGAAGGAGCUAAAAUGAGAAGGAAGUCGAGGAGGAAUGCACGUAGAUCUUACCAAAGAUAAGAAUCUCGACUGUUUGUUCUUUGCAUUGUGAGAUGAAGAAUAAGUCCGUUAAAACUCUCAUAAGACAGAUGAUAUGCUUAUUAUUUUAGCUUUUUCACUAUUUGAGUGUACUCUCAUUUGAAAUAUUUCUUUAUGUAAAAUAUAAUCUGUCCAAAUUUCGCAACCCAUGCACU
This is a messenger RNA of Rhodamnia argentea, 3004 nucleotides long. Its product is annotated as receptor-like protein 33. The record is from RefSeq and is a predicted model, not a curated record. The transcript has 2 exons. Bases 426 to 2831 code for a protein of 801 amino acids. NCBI's taxonomy places the organism in Eukaryota, Viridiplantae, Streptophyta, Magnoliopsida, Myrtales, Myrtaceae. Gene Ontology annotation, molecular function: protein binding.